Messenger RNA from Amoebophrya sp. A120, 1733 nucleotides. The record is from the annotation of a GenBank genome assembly. Lineage: Eukaryota; Dinophyceae; Syndiniales; Amoebophryaceae.
CGAAUGUGAUCAGUGAUAACUUCCUCACACUAAGGUCAUCCACGAACAGUUAUCGACGUUGGUUCUGGCAACGAACUACUUGAAUCUGUGUGUACAUCUACAUGCACUAGCGCCGCAAGUGGUAAAUUGAUCAUCAAGUCUCGCAAGUAAACUUCCAACGCCAGGUGGCUCUAUUCAAAGUAGAACACAGAUCAGAAAACAUGCAACCUCGUCCGGCGCCUGAUCUGUUGCGCCAGGAAAAGCGGCGAUUUCCUGCACCGGACCGCUCGAAGCUGAAGCAGCAACUCCCGUUCUGCUUAAACUACGUCUCCAGUGCGCUUCUGCGGAAUGAACACGAGUUGCCGUAUGCUGUGUGGGCACGAAAAGUGGCGGCUGCGAUGGAAGGCAGCGUGGGGAUGCAUGCUCUGUGGACGGAGCAGGACUACGAAAAAUUGUUCAAAACUGUGGAUCACACCUUGGUCGGCCUUGCCCUCAGCUCCUGGUGUCUGGCGGUGAAACGGCAGUGGACUUUCACUUCUGCGAAGAAGGAAACAAGCGAGAAGCCGGACGGUGCCACCGUUGAUAGCGACACCAGCGUCAGUAGCACGGUUGUGCUGCAUACAGUGGACUCCUUCAUCGUCGGUGGGAAGGCGGAAGAUGCGGAAGAAGAAAGCGCCGUCACUUGUUCUACCGAGGCGAGCGAAGCAGGGAAUCUGUGUGCCGGUGAAGAUCUGGAGCGCGGCGGGUCGUCCUCGUGUGGUAGUACCUAUUCUACUAGCGGCAACGGCGCGGCGUCCACAGCUGUGGCCACGAUUGUUUCUGACGAAAAGAGAGAGCCGCUUCCCACCAAAACGGGGACCGAAGACGUGCAGGAAAAAGGAACCGACGACCAACCUGUUCCCGAUCUCUUCCUUCCGAAUGAAUUGCGAGACAUUAUCAUUUCCUUUGUCGGCCCGCCCGACAAAACCUCCACCAGCGUCGACCCCCGGAUGCCCAGCGCGCUGCAGGCACAGCGACUUGCCUGGAAGUGGUACGCGCAAAUGCACCGGUCUGCGGUUCAGAAAGUGAUCGGGGAAGCGGCAUCGCAAAUCUCCACUCGGGCGCAAUCCGGGGCGAAAGGAAGCCGGAUUCAGUUGAAGCGGAGUCUCAACUACGACGAGCAGCAGGCACUGUUGGUUGUACAACACACGACAACUCCUGUUCCGCAAGAACAGCAGGCAUUGUUAGCACAACAAUGCUCCCGCAAGGACGUCUUUUUCCAGGAUGUGGUUCACCAGCUUCUCCAGAUGGGUUACGAGGCGAAGAUUGAGGACGAAGAUAGUGCAAAUCCACGAACGCGACGGGGCGAGCGGGAUGCGAGCCCAACAACCGGCAGCAGGAACAUAGCGAAGGAACAAAAUUACGUUUUGGCUAUUUCGUGGGGAUGAUGGCGAAGAUCAAGAUGCGCCUGAUAUGUGGAAUCGCAGAUGACUACAUUUGAGUUUGUGCCUUUACCAUCCGAGGGAGGUGAAAAGACAAAAAGCGUGGUUUUACUUGGCCUCUUGCUAACCACUCCACUUCGAAAUUGUGUCGAUGGUCGAAAUGAAAAAAGACGCACACAAUGAUAUACAUCCUACCUAGCAGCUCUUUAAUUCAGGGACGAUAAGGCAUCAAACCCAUGUUGUUGUGUCGGCAUCUAUUGCCGAUUCGAAGAUGCUGUGCGACAUUUUAUAUCAGAGAUGAUUCUCUACCAAUAAAAAAUAGCUGCACGAGGA